Messenger RNA from Drosophila bipectinata, 675 nucleotides. RefSeq names its product protein LLP homolog. The record is from RefSeq and is a predicted model, not a curated record. Gene Ontology annotation, molecular function: RNA binding. Lineage: Eukaryota; Metazoa; Arthropoda; Insecta; Diptera; Drosophilidae. Gene Ontology annotation, cellular component: nucleolus. Gene Ontology annotation, biological process: dendrite extension.
AUCGCAAAAACCUGUGGCAAAUCCAAAGGCACGUGUUUACAUUUUUGGAAGUUCGACGCAGUUGCCUCAUUUUCGCAUUUUUAGCCGUGAAUUUAACUACCAAACAGCAAAAUGGGCAGAAAUAACCGAUCACGAAAGCGCCGCGAUGAAAUGAACAAGAUCAAGAAGGUGCGCUACGAGGCCAAGGAACUUAUCCGAUUGAAGAAGACCCUGGGACUGAUAGAUGCCGAAGGAAAUGAGAUAAUGAAAGACAUCAGCGAGGUGGCGCAGGUUAAGACCUCCAAGGAGAUCAAGAGGGAAGCGAAAUCCAAAGAGGAACAGGAACUGAUCUACGAGCACCAGGAAAGCCUCGAAAAGGGUGAACCGGUGGCCGUUGUCAACGAGAACACUGGCGUGGAGCAUGUCUUCAACAGCAAAACCCUUAAGGAUCAGUACGGAAACUACCCGGCGUGGUUCAAGAAGAAGAAGACUGCCAAGCGUCUACGCAAGAAGCAGCACGCCCAGAAGAAGAACUUCAAACAGGCCUGGACCACUGUGAACGUUCCUCUGUAAUCGGGGAGAUGUAUCUACUUUAGUUUGUAAGUGCCGGUUAGUUUAGUUGGAUAUUGUAGCCAGUUUCUACAAUUAUGUUGUAGCUAAGAUUUUACAUUGCAUAUUAAACUCCUGAAAUUGAAA